UUCCCAUGUGUUUCAGAAUCUGCUACCAAAAAUUACGGAGGUUGUGGAUAAAAUAAAGAAUUUUGAUAAAUUGAUUGUCGCAUUAUCUGGGACAUCGACAGGCACAGUGAUUACAUGGAUUUUCGCACCAGCAAACAUCGAUUGGCCGAUUCAAUGCAUAUUAUUCUUGGGAGUAUUUGUAGUUUUGAUGUUGUCUAUUUGCGUUUGUUGGAAGCCGGUUUCGUGGAAAAAAUUUCUUGUGUCUCCAGCGGUUUGCGUAAUGUUAUUCACUUGGUUAAACAAAGAUAAACUACACAGACAUUUGUUCACGCCUCCUGAUAAUUGUUGGACAUCUCAAUUUUCUCGAGAUACACUUCCGGAGAUAUUUUACGAAAACAUAUAUGACCUACGUGACAAGCUUCGUAGUCACCGGGUUAUCGACGAAUACACAUUUCGCAAUAUAAGUGAAAGGAUGAUCUCGAGGCCGUGGACAAAGGAUGAUGCCGACUGGUUGGUAUACAAGGAACUUCCGCGGUCAGGUGAUGAUAGAUAUUUGACAUUUUGUUGUUUGUUACGUUCAAUGCCUGAUUUCUCUGAAAUUGGAGAGAAGCUUUGUGAUGAUUGCAACGCAUCUUUUACGUGUAUAAACAGCACAAAAGUACUACUCACUUAUGACUCAUCUUGUAAGGAAUUUUUGAAUUCUAAGGGAGAUACUUCUGGCAGCCGUAUAUAUGCUACUCUACGUUAUAAGGUGGACUACGUUGAAGAAAUGGAAACGAAAAAUUCUUCUGUACAUGUAGUAUAUCCGUCGUCAAUCGUCUGUCAUAAUAACACAAUUGCAGUAUGGCUAAAAAUAGGUAUUCCUGAUAAAUACAUUAUGGAGGAAGACUUUCGAAACAAAGUCGCGGAACAUUUGAGGGUCAACAUCACUGAAGUACGGAUAGUUUACAUCAGAACAGGUUGCACCUUGAUCUUGCUACACUUGUCCUUUCCAGCUGGAUUACGACUUUUGCAAAUAUUCAGUGAGGAAGAGUCUAGCUAUGUCUUUGGUGAAAUAAUAAAAGAGACACUGAACUGCAAUUCGUCAUCAAACGUUUCCAUUCGAGCAAAGAUAAGCGAUAUGCCGCCGUACACAAUACAUGUCAUUCCUACUGGAGUGUUUCCUGUUAAAACGGAAAGAAGCGAUGUUCCUUUCAUCAUUGACGUGCGGAUUGCAGGUGUUGUGGUGACACUGUUAUUGAGCUUACUAACAAUAUUUGCUUAUCUGCUGUUUUUACGAGGCAUAUUCGUUCUUCGAUUGCAGAGUAGCAAGGCAGUUCUGAGUAGUGAAGCUCACCCUGCAGCAGUUCAGUCGGGUUUAUCAGGCAGCCGAACAGGUGUGAAAUCUAGCAAACCGCAGGAUUUCUUUCCAGAGAUUGUCAGCAAGCUGCAAGGUUUGAAGGUGUUAAAACUCUGUACAGAUCACAUACGUUCAUUGCCCCAAUCAUUGAUGAAACUUACUUACCUGGAAGAAUUGUACCUACAUACAAGUGGCAACAACAUAAAAGACGUGGAUGAUUUGCUAAGUGAACAAAUCGGCCUGCAGGAAAUACCUGAUGUUCUUACUCAGAUGAAGAGCCUUCGAGUACUGUCUGUUCGUGGAAAUCCAGGAAUACCGUUUCUGCUUGACUUAGUGAUUACAUCGGCACCUACUAAUCUCGUUGUACUGGAGAUUGUAAAAGGCAAUGUUAAACAACGCCUCUUAUCAAAUAUUUCCGACACGCCAAGACUACAUAUUGCCAAGCUCAACUUAUCAGAGAAUUACAUCUCGUUUAAAUUUUUACAAUUUUUGUGUAAAUGUUUUACCAAAUUGGAAGAUCUAAAAUUGAGUGGGUGCGAUAUACGGAGUCUGCCAUUAGAAUUAAAAAUUCUCGAAAGGUUAGUAAAGCUAGAUUUGUCAAGGAACACAAGUCUCAAUGAGAACGAAUGGAAUGGUUUUAGCAAGUUAAAAGAACUAAAUCUGAGUGGCUGCGGCGUGAUAGUUCUCCCAUUCCAUUUGGAACAUUUGAACAGUCUAGAUAAGCUGAAUAUAUCAGGAAACAGAAUAGACAAUUUGAUGUUGCUACCUUUGAUGAAUCUUACAAUGUUGAAGGAACUCAAUUUGAGUAGAUGCAACUUGUCCUGGAUCAAACGAGACAGGCUUCGGUGUCCCAAUGUAAGGAAGUUGGAUUUGUCAGGAAACAAGGAUGUCAAUUGGGAUUCGCUAGACAUAUGUUUUCCUAAAUUGAAAGAACUAAAUUUGAAUGAAUGCAACUUGACACAUAUUUUUUCCAAAUGUGUAUUCUAUUUAUCUGAUGUAGAGAAGCUGGAUUUGUCAGGAAACCGGAAUAUCAAUUUGGAUUUUAUACAUUGGAUGGGGUAUUUUCACCGGUUGAAAGAACUAAAUUUGAGUGGAUGCAACUUGAAGACGUUACCACUGAAAUUGCAUUACCAGCUGGAUCUAGAGAAGCUAGAUUUGUCAGGAAACAAUUUCAGAUGGCUAGAUCUAAAGCAUUUCGGCCGGUUAAAAGAACUAAAUUUGAGUAGGCUCAAUUUGCCAUUUUAUAUGCAUGAUCUUGACUACAUAGAGAAGCUGGAUUUGUCAGAAACCACCAUAGUAAAUUGCGAUUGGCAAUGGCUGCGAGAGACUAGACAUUUGAAAGAACUGAAGCUGAGUAGGUUCGAUCUACAGUUUGUGCCGUUUGAAAUUUUCUACAACCUAGAGAUGUUGGAUGUUUCAAGGAGCACGCAUCUUGAAACGGUGUGUAAGAAAUGGGCAAGUCUUACCAAGUUGAAAGCAUUGAAUUUCAGUGGGUGCGACACACGGUAUCUGUCAAGAAACUGGACCGGUCUCGAAAAACUUGAUUUGUCAGAAAGCACAAAUCUUGAAAUGGUAGAGUGGGAGAGUCUUACUAAGUUGAAGGAACUGAGUUUGAGAGGGUGCGACAUACGGAAUCUACCUUCACAGUUGACACAUCUGGCCAAGUUAGAAAAGCUGGAUUUGUUAGAAAAGCAAAAUUCGUUAGAAAAGUUGGAUUCAUUAGAAAAGCUGGAUUUUCUAGAAUCGAAAACAUUGCAAGUAGAUACAUCAUCCAUUUCAGUGCACGAAAUAAGAAAAUGAUUUCACGAUAUAUACGAGUUUUACUAUACGAAUAAACUGUUUUGAACGUUCUCAAGUUAUGUAUGGCUUAUACUUACUUUUUCUGUAGUCUGGUUUUGGUAGCGUGAUGGUAAAAAUUUGUUUUAAAAGAAAACAACAAAACAGU
Molecule: messenger RNA, 3263 nt
Organism: Corticium candelabrum
Lineage: Eukaryota; Metazoa; Porifera; Homoscleromorpha; Homosclerophorida; Plakinidae
Product: leucine-rich repeat and death domain-containing protein 1-like
Exons: 5
Coding region: 188-3118 (976 amino acids)
Molecular function (GO): protein binding
Source: RefSeq, a predicted model, not a curated record